Messenger RNA from Echinostoma caproni, 798 nucleotides. Lineage: Eukaryota; Metazoa; Platyhelminthes; Trematoda; Plagiorchiida; Echinostomatidae. The record is from the annotation of a GenBank genome assembly.
UUUCAAGACAAUGUAUUGUACUUGCAAUGGUUACCACAUGGCGCGUUGACCUCGGAUGCCGAUGAGGUGAACGGGGGCCAGAAUGAUAAAGAUCAUAAACCUAAUUCUUCAUCCGUUCGUGAAAUUCAGCGAUCAAAACAGAAACGCAGACUCGAACACGGGACCGGUUAUUCGGUAAAGCUCGAGGAUUCAACCGCCGACGCGGAGGCCCAGUUCGAGUUAAUCACUUCUCUUUCGACCGAAGAUAUGGCAACCCAGACGCUCGUGAACAGACGUCGAAAGUUGUCAGAAGCAGACGUAGAGGACGAGGCUGAUCAAGACGAGCAAAAUGAUGCAGGAGAACUACUGGAAUCUACCACAUCGUCAAUAAAGAGUAAAGGAGACAAACUCAAAGUACGAAAUUACGAGAACAAGAAAGCCCGUCUACGACGGCAAGUAUCCAAAAUCGAUGCAGCUGAAACUGCUGUCGAGUCGGAAUCCGCGUGUGACCGAUCUGACACGGUCACCACAGAGCUGGCUCCGAAUAAACUAAAAGUGGAGGAGCGAAAACCAAACAAACCGGUUUUAAUUGUUCGUAAUAUCCCAUUCCAGGCCACCCAAGACGAAUUGACAGAACUGUUUCGUCCGGUGGGCGGACUGUUACAUGUUCGACUGCCUCAAAAAGCAGCUGGUGGACAUCGAGGUUUCGGGUUUGUUGAAUUCAACACGAUUGAUCAGGCACAGGCUGCAAGAGAAACGCUGGGCUCAGACACACAUUUCCUUGGGCGUCGUUUACAGAUCGAGUUUGCUAAAGGGUGA